AUGUUUCCUUUCAGCCAACAGGCGGCUCAGUCUGAGACCCCCACAUUCUUCACACAGGAAGAGCUCAGCAAACUGAAGUCCGAAUUUGAAACGGGAGGUGUGGAAAAUGUUCAAUCUCUGCUGAAGAAGAAGGUGAAAGAACUGGACAACACCGAGCUGAACAUCGCCGUGACGGGAGACACGGGUGCAGGAAAGUCCAGCUUCAUCAACGCCAUGAGAGGGCUUCAUAGCGAAGAUGAGGGAGCGGCUGCGGUUGGGAUCACGGAAACUACAAUGGAGCCAACCGGAUACACACAUCCCACUCUGCCCAAUGUCCGCUACUGGGACCUGCCGGGGACCGGAUCCCUAAUAUUCACCGCGGGUUCCUACCUGAAGAAAAUGCAAUUUGAAAAAUACGAUUUCUUCAUCAUAGUGUCAGCUGGUCGAUUCAAAGAGGAUGAUGCAAAACUUGCCAAGGAGAUUAAGCGGCUGGGGACUACAAGCUAUUUUGUUCGCUCUAAGAUUGACGUUGACCUUAAUUCAAUGCGGAGAGAACGGAAGAAAUAUGAUGAAGAAGCAGAAUUGGGUAUUAUCCGGAGAGACUGCGUCAGCAGGUUGGAAGAUGCCGGUAUCAUAAAUCCCAUGGUGUUCCUGAUAUGCAGUUUUGAGGACAAGAUGUAUGAUUUCCCUCGGUGCUUGAAAUCGCUAGAAGAUGAUUUACCAGAAAUAAAGAAAUCUGUCUUUAUCCUGGCCCUUCCCAACAUCAGUAGGCAGAUUAUUUGGAAGAAACGUGAGGUGUUGGAGAAACGUAUCUGGAUGUUGGCGAUCAUAUCGGCCGGAGUGGGAGCGAUCCCAAUCCCGGGUCUCUCUGCCGCCUGUGACGUGGGGAUUUUGAUUGGACAGAUAAUCAAUUUUCGUAAAUGCCUGUGUCUGGAUGAUGCUGCUCUCCGCAUAGUGGCCGAGAGAACAGGCAAGUCCGUGGAAGAUCUGAAAGCCGCAGCACAAUCACCCCUACUGGGAGAAAUAACUACAUCCGUUAUAGUCAGGAUGGGUUUAGGUGCAGUCGUCGUCGCUGUUUCAGCCGUGGAAACCGCUCUUUACUUAAUCCCAGGAAUUGGUUCCAUUUUUGGAGCCGGGUCAUCAUUUCUAAUGACCUACUCGAUACUGAGUAAGGCGCUGCAGCUUCUGGUCGAGUGCGCAGAGAAGGUGUUCGCUGUUGCCAAAGGCGCCGAAACUACCCGACAAGCAACAAUAAAUCAGUUCUCAUUCAGCAGCAAAACACUCCAAUGCAUCUACUUUGGUGUCAAUGCGAACUGGAAAGUUCGCGCCUUCAUUAAAUUGUGCCUGGCAGCGAGUGUCUGGGAAGGACGUUUCUCUCCAGGACGGGAAACUUCCAGUCCAUUUUCAGUAGAUUGCAUGAAACCCAUCCCGAUUAAGGGUGAUUUUCCCAACAGCCUCAGGGAUUUUUGGUAUAGAACAAACCAUCACUCACUCUCUCACUACUUUCCUCUUGAAGGAGCAGACUCACACAUCCACGGACAAAGAGGAGCUCUGAUCACUGACCUCACCUCAGCACAGCGCCGGGAUCACUGGAUCAUCACACAGGUCGGCAGCGAGACACAGAGAUCGGAAAUGGGAGGAAGCAGUUCCAGCCAACAGGUGGCUCGGUCUGAGACCCCCACAUUCUUCACACAGGAAGAGCUCAGCAAACUGAAGUCCGACUUCGAAACGGGUGGCGUGGAAAAGGUUCAACCUUUGAUACAGAAUAAGAUCAAAGAACUGGACAACACCGAGCUGAACAUCGCCGUGACGGGAGAGACGGGUGCAGGAAAAUCCACCUUCAUCAACGCCAUGAGAGGGCUUUGUAGCGAAGAUGAGGGAGCGGCUGAGGUUGGGACCACGGAAACUACAAAGGAGCCAACCGGAUACCCACAUCCCAAUCUGCCCAAUGUCCGCUACUGGGACCUGCCGGGGACCGGAUCCCCACAAUUCACUGCGGGUUCCUACCUGAGGAAAAUGCAAUUUAAAAAAUACGAUUUCUUCAUCAUAGUGGCAGCUACUCGAUUCAAAGAGAAUGAUGCAAAACUUGCCAAGGAGAUUAAGCGGCUGGGGAAGAAGUUCUAUUUUGUCCGUUCUAAGAUUGAUGCUGACCUUUAUGCUGUGCGGAAGGAACGGAAGACAUUUGAUGAAGACGAGGAAUUGGAAAAGAUCCGGAGUGACUGCGUCAGUACGUUGGGAAAGGUCGGGAUCCCUGAUCCCAUCGUGUUCCUGAUAUCCAGUUUUAAACAGGAUCAGUAUGAUUUUGUUCAGUUAAUUGAAGCACUGGAAGAUGAUUUACCAAACAUAAAGAAAAGGAUCUUUGUCUUGGCCCUUCCCAACCUCAGCGUGGAGAUUGUUCAGAAGAAAAGUGAGUUGCUGAAGAAGGGGAUCUGGGCGUUGGCGACCAUCUCGGGAUUAGUUGGGGCCAUCCCAGUCCCUGGAGUCUCUCUCGCUUGUGACAUUGGGAUAUUGAUUGGAGCAAUCAUCCAGUUCCGGAAAUGCCUGGGUCUUGAUGAUGCUUCUCUUCACCGACUGGCCAACAGAACAGGUAAAUCCAUGGAAGAGCUGAAAGCCGCAGCAAAAAGUCCCCUGCUGGGAGAAAUAACUGCAGAUGUCAUUAUGAGGAUAGGCUGGGGAGUCGCGGUUGUUACCGUGUCAGCCCUGGAACUAGCUCUCGACAUUGUCCCAGUCAUUGGCUCCAUUUUUGGAGCAGGUUCAUCAUUCCUCAUGACCUUCAAGAUCCUGACAGAUGCGCUGAAGGAACUGACAGAGAGUGCGGAGAGAGUGGUGAGGGUAGCGUUUGAAGCUUGAACAUAGAGGAGGACAGCACAGGAACGGGCCCUUCGAAUAAUGCCAACGUUAUGCCAAGUUCAACUGAUCUCAUUUGCCAGUACAUAAUCCAUAUCUCUCUACUGUCUGCACCUCCAGGUGCCUAUUCAAAAGCCUUUUAAAUGCCACCUUCAAACUUGAUUUACUUCUUUCAAUUAAUCGAGUUCCUGUUAUGUUGUAGUCAUAGACACAUAGAAAAUAGGUGUGGGAGUAGGCCAUUCGGCCCUUUGAGCCAGCACUACCAUUCAUGGAAACAAAGAAACAUAGGAAAUAGGUGCAGGAUGAGGCCUUUUGGCCCUUCAAGCCAGCACCACCAUUCAUGAUGAUCAUGGCUGAUCAUCUACAAUCAGUAACCUGUGCAUGCCUACUCCCCAUUCCCUUUGAUUCCACGAGGCCCAAGAGCUCUAUCUAACUAUCUUUUAAAUUCCUCCGGUUAAUUGGCUUCCACUGCCUUCUGUGGCAGCGAAUUCAACAAAUUCACAA
Messenger RNA from Amblyraja radiata (thorny skate), 3330 nucleotides. RefSeq lists its product as uncharacterized. NCBI's taxonomy places the organism in Eukaryota, Metazoa, Chordata, Chondrichthyes, Rajiformes, Rajidae. Gene Ontology annotation, cellular component: membrane. Bases 1 to 2829 code for a protein of 942 amino acids. Gene Ontology annotation, molecular function: GTP binding; GTPase activity. The record is from RefSeq and is a predicted model, not a curated record. The transcript is spliced from 4 exons.